AGAAUUCCAAAAAUCCACCUUUCCUUGGAAUUUCAACCUCCCUGCAACACUCUCUUCCUGUGGAGAGCAAUGCAGCAAGUGUCUGCAACUUCUACAGUGUCUCUGCUCCAGCCAACAGUUCACCAUGGCUCCUGCCAUCAGCCUCUGGCACCUCUUUCCAACCUCUCAUGGGUGGUGCCUACUUUUACCAACAUUCUAGCACAACCAUGUUGUCUGGAGUUCCUGGCCAGAGCCCAAUCUCCAUUCCAGCUGCUUCCAAUCCUAAAGUUUUUGAGUGGGCUCUUACAGGAGACACUGAAAAGAAGUCAUCACCACUCAGAAAAUUCACUGUGACUGUCAUUGACCAGGACACAACUGUCUCCUCUAUGUCUCUGGCAUCCCAGGGUGAUGAAAACUCAGAUGCCUAUAAUAUGGCCCCUCAGUAUCCAUCACUUUCUGUCAACCUUGUUCAGGGGGCACCAAUUCAGGGACAGGGCCUGUCACAUCCCUACCAGGUGGGAAAUCUUGUGUGUGACUACAAUCAAGGCACAAUGGACCCUCUGCUCUGUGGAGAGGGUGGUCCCUACCUGCAGUCCUAUGGCUCUGUGUCUUACACAGAGAGCAGGGCCUCUGCCCCUGACCCAGGGAUGGUCAUGGUGCUAAAGGAGACUCAGUCCACAAACAUGAUACCACCAGCCUCCACUUCUGGAAUCUGCUACUCUGUGCCUCCUCAACCCAUCACAAAGACAGGUUUUCAAGUGAUGGAGACUUCCCUGGGGAUGGAGACUUCCUUGGCAUUGCAACUUCCAGGCCAAAUAUUUUAUUUACCACCUACUCCAGAAUUCCCCGAGGCCUGCAGUAACAGACAUUCCCAGGUACUUGAGAGUUAUCCACCACCUCAGAGUGGGGACAUUUCAAUGGCACCCAUAGUCCAGAAUCCCAUUGACCUCCUGGCACUGCCUCCAGCUCCAAGCCAGGAACAGAAAGAGAAUAAGAAUGUGGAGAAUAUUAAAACCAAGCUUUCCAAGCACGGGAAUGGGUACCAGAUCCCAACAGAAAACGAAGCUUCUCCACUGCUCCCUUUAGAAGUGCCUGACAUUCCACAGGUGCUGGCCUGCAUUGGUCCCCUCGGCCAAGAGGAGCAGCCUGGUUGUGACAACUCUGGUUUGGGAAAGAAUAGCCUGAGUCUUAAGGACCAAGGGACACUUGAAAAUGGGACUGAAUCUAAUGACAGUUUUGCAGACAUCGACACACUGGUGAAGGGUAUUCACCUUCCACGGGUCUUAAGUUCCUUGGAUGACCUUGAUCAGGCCCAAGGACCCAAGGUGAUCAAAACCAAAGACACCAGGGGCCUCAAGUUGCACGAAGUGCAGAAAAAGUCAAGUGUCAGAAAGACUCGCUCUGAUCAAGGCAGCAAGAUCAAACAUAAAGCCUCUGAGCCUAUCAGUGAUGCUCCCAAGACCAAGAUCAAGCCCGAGAGCCCAGAUUGUGUGUUUGUGGAAGAAGUGGUUCCUUGCAAUGCUGCAGCUGGUGGCAGGGCUCCUUCGAACAUGGCCAAGCAUUCUAACAGCAAACCUCAGAAAGCUGCAGCCAGCAGGACCAGCAAUACUAAGAGCCAUGGGCAGGAAAACACCAAAAGAAACCAAGAAAAUUACUCCAAGAGAGCUGAGGAGAGGAAGCAGUCAGGGAACAGAGUCAAGGCAGAGGAGAAGCCAGCCAUUCCCAAGAUGAAGAGGAAGAAAAGUCAUCCUGAGCUGCCACAAGAGGCCAUCAAAAAGCCUCGCAGCGGCCUCGCUGUGCACCUGCUGGAGUCUGUGCAGGUUUUCUAUGCGCUGGGCAACAAGAGGGAUGAGAAAGCUGACCUGUUUUCCUCGCGGGCCCUGGGAAACUCAAGCAACCCUAAAGGCCCCCAGCCACGCCCAGCUACCAAACCAUGGCUGGUUAUGCCCCGGUGA
Messenger RNA from Myotis lucifugus (little brown bat), 1934 nucleotides. RefSeq lists its product as uncharacterized. The record is from RefSeq and is a predicted model, not a curated record. The annotation marks the transcript as partial. The transcript is spliced from 2 exons. Lineage: Eukaryota; Metazoa; Chordata; Mammalia; Chiroptera; Vespertilionidae.